AUGGCAUCGGUGACGAGCAUGCGCAUCCAGCCGUUGAACAAGCAGGAAAUUGCCGCUGGCAAAUACGUGCUUUAUCUGAUGCGUUCUGUGCGUGUACGCUCCUCUCCAUCGUUCUCAUUCGCAUCGCGGCGAGCCAAUGAAUCCGGCGUGCCACUGCUACCGGCUUUCAUCUACCAGCCAGAUCAGUACAAUUUGGCGCAGCGAAAAUUUCUGCUGGAAGGAUUAAUAUGCUUGCGAAAUGCAUUGGUUACACUGGGCGCUCCUUUGUUGGCGAUUAAAGCAACGGAUGAGCAGAAAGCAAUGGACAUCGCUUUGAAGUUGAGCGAACAGGCCUGCGAGGUGAUCACAGAUGCUGCUUAUUUGCGUCAAGAUCGUACUUUCGAAGAAAACCUCAACGAGAAGUUGAUCGCGAAACGAAGAAGGCUUACAAGAGUUGAAGGAAAUGUUUGCGUCCCUGUUACGGUAUUGUGCGCGAAACCUGCGUUCAAUGCUACUACAAUCCGAAAAGUUGCUUGGCAUCUCCUCGAGAAGUUGCGUCUGGAAAAAUGGGAC
Gongylonema pulchrum is the source of this 552-nucleotide messenger RNA. Lineage: Eukaryota; Metazoa; Nematoda; Chromadorea; Rhabditida; Gongylonematidae. The record is from the annotation of a GenBank genome assembly.